UUCUUGAGCUCAACUUCAGCAAACACGCGCACCCCUUUGUCUGUUUGACCUUUCGUGUUCUCUUCACACAUGACAUCCAGACACACAGAGCCUAACCCAUGCGCCCGUCUGUGUAUGUGAAGCACUCUUAUGAAUCCAAGCAGGCAGCCGUCACGUGGGCAGCCGAGCUGAGUCAAAAGACAGAAGGAGACAGUGAGUGAAAAACAAAACACGGGCGAGUUGAGUGAGCAAUCAGAACUGAACCCGACUGUGUAAACAGCCCGGCAAAGCAAGUCGUCAAUGUCUCAUUAGCUACGAAAGCAAUCUAUCAGUCACUUGAUGCCCAGCGACACCCACUGCUGCCCAGCCGGCCCCAUUGGAACUGACAGUCGUCAUUGCCCUCCUCGUUGUUGAAGCCCUUGACAGCGAAGCACUGCAGCUGCGGCACAUGCACCAGCUGCCCGUCCGGCCCCUGACGCCACUCGCCCACCACCUCCCGAUUGCUGACCGUCUUGGUCGUCGCCCAGCCGACAAAAUGCCCAAGGGCCGCCCGGACGCGCCUGCGGUCCGACAAACACGAUCCAUGCCGCAGAGUCAGACUCACCGCCGACGGCAACCGCCAUCACUGAUAUACCCACAAACACGCCCAGCAGCGACCCAUCCAAUUGAUUGCCGCACUCGGCCUCCUCACACCAGAUAGUCCGCCAUCGACUCGCAUUGGUCUUCCUGUCGGUCACGCGGAAGGUGGCCGCCGGCAGGGAGUCGGGGUGGGUCAGGCGCCUCCUGCGGCUGCUGCUCAGCGGGGGCGGCUCAUCGAAGCUCAAAAGCGUCUCAGAUGGCAGCUGCAGCGUCUCGGGGCGCACACUCGGCAGCAGCUGCACCCACCACACACACACACACACACAAAACACAGCGCAUCUCACAGAGGCGCAUGUGUGUGGUUUACCUCCUGCCUUGCAGCCGGCAGAUGGACAAGAUCUGUCGUCGGCCGCCUCCUACUCCACGCGCCUAGGGUCCUGCCGCUGCCUCACCAGAUUUCAGAGGCUGAACAAAUGCCAUUGUGCUUUCCUUGCCGAAAAACGUCAGGAACGCCACGACAGGGGACAGCAGGCUGACCUGCUAGCAGCUCAUCCUAAGCCGCCUUGUGCAAGAUGCCAUAGCGCAGUUUGAUGCGCUUUGUAGCUCGCACGAGAGGCGAUCGCCGCGAGAAUCCUCCGCCCUCUGAUCCGCCUUUGAUUAGCACGGCAAUGACAGAUCCUGACCAUCUGCAGCAAGAUCCAAAUCAGCUGUGGUCUACCGCGGCCCUUGACGAUGGUUCGUUGGUUGGAUGAGUCAAGCUGACUUGGUGCCUGCACGCGGUGCUCCGGCUUCCCCCUUUGCAGCCCCAUAUGCUCCCUCUCUCCCGCCGCCAGCACCAGCAUCGGGCAUUCAUCGUGGCGGCGCAGCUGAUGGGGCGGCCAUUGUUGAUCAGCAGCAGCCCUUCUCUCUGGGUCCUUUCCAAGGCGGCAUGAUGGGCCACUAUGGGCAGUCAUCGCCACCCACACCCAGCUGUCCUCCGCUAUCGGUGUCGGCCACGCGAGUAGGUGUGAGCGGCCCUGUUGGGGUAGGCCUUCCUGCAU
This is a messenger RNA of Vitrella brassicaformis, 1598 nucleotides long. NCBI's taxonomy places the organism in Eukaryota, Vitrellaceae. The record is from the annotation of a GenBank genome assembly.